CCCCACGCUGCGCCUCUAGGGUCGCGCGGCCUGCUGGGAGUAGGCGAAGGGGGAGGGGACCCAAGCUGGCGCCAGCGUCGCGCGGAUGACGUCAUAGCGGCGCGACGCGGCGGCACGCUUAUGGCGCCCCAGGAGAUGGACGUCCAGCGGGCCUUGGAGCUGCUCCACAUGAGCGUCUUCUCCCAGAGCGUCUCGCCUUGCGGGAAGUACCUGGCAGCCGGCAACAGUUACGGGGAGAUCGGCAUCUUCAGCCUGUCGGCGGCGCUGAGUGCGGAGGCCAAAGAGGAGAGCAAGAAGCCGGUGGUGUGUUUCACAGCCCACAAUGGUCCCGUCUACGCGCUGACCUCCACGGACCGGCAGCUCCUCAGCGCCAGCGACGGGGAACUCAAGGCCUGGAAUUGGGCGGAGAUCGUUAAGAAGGGCUGCAAGGAAGCAUGGAGCCGGCGGCCCCCUUAUAGGAGUAGCCUGGAGGUGCCGGAAAUCAACAGCCUGCAGUUGAACCUCAAGGACAACAGCCUUCUGCUGGCUGGGGGUGACUGCACCGUGCACGCCAUGGACCUGGAGACAGGGGUCUUCACCCAUGCCCUGCGGGGCCACACCGACUACAUCCACUGCCUGGCACUGAGGGACCAGUUCCACGAGUGCCUCUCGGGCAGUGAGGACGGGUCCGUCCGUCACUGGGAUCUCCGCACCGGGGGGCAGGUACAAGCCAUCGAGGUGCACAAGUACGAGGAGUGCAGCCGGCCCCAGUAUGGGAAGUGGAUCCGUUGCCUGGCGACAGACUCUGAUUGGAUGGUGUGCGGAGGGGGCCCGGCACUGACCCUGUGGCACCUGCGCUCCGUGACGCCCACCACGGUCUUCCCACUCGCGCCUGCCCAGCACCAUGCCAUGUUCUACCAGGACCUGAUCCUCUGCGCGGGGCAGGGCCCCACCAUCUACCACCUCCAGCUGAGCGGUGACGUUCGGGCCCAGAUCCCCUGCUCCCCCCGGGCGCUCCACUCCCUCUGCCUCAACCAGCGCUCCCCUGAGCACAAGGUGCUGACAGCCGCUGGCAGCAGCCACAAGAUUGACGUCUUCACCAAUUUCGGCUACCGGGCCUUCUCCCUCGCCUUUGCAUAGUCCCGCCCCUGGGGGCAGGGUUCCCAAGCCCCACGCCCUGGGCGGUCCCUGACCCGCCCCUUUUCUGUGUGACACGGUUUUGUAAUAAAAAUAGUGAUGUUUUA
Molecule: messenger RNA, 1223 nt
Organism: Alligator sinensis (Chinese alligator)
Lineage: Eukaryota; Metazoa; Chordata; Crocodylia; Alligatoridae
Gene: THOC6
Product: THO complex 6
Exons: 13
Coding region: 121-1119 (332 amino acids)
Biological process (GO): mRNA export from nucleus
Cellular component (GO): THO complex; transcription export complex
Molecular function (GO): protein binding
Source: RefSeq, a predicted model, not a curated record